This is a messenger RNA of Gekko japonicus, 5018 nucleotides long. RefSeq names its product stromal antigen 2 (gene STAG2). Gene Ontology annotation, biological process: sister chromatid cohesion. Lineage: Eukaryota; Metazoa; Chordata; Lepidosauria; Squamata; Gekkonidae. The transcript has 34 exons. Gene Ontology annotation, molecular function: chromatin binding. Gene Ontology annotation, cellular component: chromatin; cohesin complex; nucleus. Bases 391 to 4179 code for a protein of 1262 amino acids. The record is from RefSeq and is a predicted model, not a curated record.
CCCCCCCCUUUCCUCAACCUAGGCUCGGCCGGGGCUUCUAGGCCCUUGCCGCCGGGGGCUUAACGAGAGGGAGGAGAGGAGGAAAAAAAAGAAAAGGUAAGGGCGGCCCGAGUGAGUUGGCCUAGAAGUGAGAGAAGAAAAGGGGGCGACAAAGGUGGGGGCGCUUAUGUGCGGAGGGGCAAGGGAGGAAAAUAAAAAGGGCGCGCAAGGCCUCUAAGGAGCCGUCACCGCCAGGCAAGGCCGCUGGGCCUCCCUCCGCCGUCGACGACGCCGGGAGAGGUAUAAUCUGCUACAUAAAGAGAAGAAAAUAACGAACAAGUACACUUAGCAUCUACAGUUGCUUUUUGAAUGCAUUUCUAAUACAAUAGUGAUCCAGAAGAUGAUAAAGAAAUGAUAGCAGCUCAAGAAGCAACAACUAAUUUUGCUCUGCUUCAGGAGUCUGAAACCCACUUUUCUUCUGAUACUGACUUUGAAGAUAUUGAAGGAAAAAAUCAAAAGCAAGUUAAAGGAAAGACUUGCAAAAAGGGGAAAAAAGGCACAGGAGAAAAGGGGAAAGUUGGAAACGGAGGAGGGAAGCCUGGUGGUCCAAAUCGAAUGAAUGGGCAUCACCAGCAGAAUGGUGUGGAAAACAUGAUGCUGUUUGAAGUCGUUAAAAUGGGCAAGAGUGCUAUGCAGUCUGUAGUGGAUGACUGGAUAGAAUCAUACAAGCAUGACAGGGAUAUAGCACUUCUUGAUCUCAUCAAUUUCUUUAUUCAGUGUUCAGGCUGCAAAGGGGUUGUUACAGCAGAGAUGUUUCGACAUAUGCAAAAUUCUGAAAUAAUUCGAAAAAUGACUGAAGAAUUUGAUGAGGAUAGUGGAGAUUAUCCACUUACCAUGGCUGGUCCUCAGUGGAAGAAAUUUAAAUCAAGUUUUUGUGAGUUCAUUGGUGUGUUGGUCCGGCAGUGUCAGUAUAGUAUCAUAUAUGAUGAAUAUAUGAUGGACACAGUCAUUUCGCUACUUACAGGACUAUCAGACUCACAAGUCAGGGCAUUUCGACAUACUAGUACACUGGCAGCUAUGAAACUGAUGACUGCAUUAGUGAAUGUGGCAUUAAAUCUGAGCAUUAACAUGGACAAUACACAACGUCAGUAUGAAGCAGAACGAAAUAAAAUAAUUGGAAAACGAGCUAAUGAUAGACUGGAACUCUUACUACAAAAAAGGAAGGAGCUUCAGGAAAAUCAGGAUGAAAUAGAAAAUAUGAUGAAUGCAAUUUUUAAAGGUGUAUUUGUUCAUAGAUAUCGAGAUGCAAUAGCUGAAAUAAGAGCGAUUUGUAUUGAAGAAAUUGGGAUCUGGAUGAAAAUGUAUAGUGAUGCCUUCCUCAAUGAUAGCUAUUUAAAAUAUGUAGGGUGGACAAUGCAUGACAAGCAAGGGGAGGUAAGACUCAAAUGCCUCACCGCUUUGCAAGGACUUUAUUAUAAUAAAGAACUUAAUUCCAAAUUGGAACUCUUCACCAGUAGGUUCAAGGAUAGGAUUGUAUCUAUGACUCUUGACAAAGAAUAUGAUGUUGCCGUACAAGCAAUAAAACUACUUACUCUUGUUUUACAGAGUAGUGAAGAAGUUCUGACUGCAGAAGACUGUGAAAAUGUCUAUCAUCUUGUUUACUCAGCUCAUCGGCCAGUAGCUGUAGCAGCAGGCGAAUUUCUUUAUAAAAAGCUUUUCAGUCGCAGAGAACCUGAAGAAGAUGGAAUUCUUAAAAGAAGGGGAAGACAAGGCCCAAAUGCUAAUCUUGUCAAGACAUUAGUAUUUUUCUUUUUGGAAAGUGAAUUACAUGAGCAUGCGGCUUACUUGGUGGACAGCAUGUGGGAUUGUGCAACUGACCUCUUGAAGGACUGGGAAUGUAUGAAUAGUCUUCUGUUGGAGGAACCACUCAAUGGAGAAGAACCCUUGACGGACAAACAGGAAACUGCACUGAUUGAAAUAAUGCUGUGUACAAUUAGACAAGCUGCUGAAUGUCAUCCUCCUGUAGGAAGAGGCACAGGAAAGCGGGUACUUACAGCAAAGGAGAAGAAAGCACAGUUGGAUGACAGGACAAGAAUCACGGAACUCUUUGCUGUGGCACUCCCUCAGUUACUAGCAAAAUAUUCUGUAGAUGCAGAAAAAGUCACCAACUUGUUACAAUUGCCACAGUAUUUUGAUUUGGAAAUCUAUACAACAGGGCGACUAGAAAAGCACUUGGAUGCCUUAUUGCGACAGAUCCGGGAUAUUGUAGAAAAGCACACAGACACCGACGUUUUGGAAGCUUGUUCUAAAACAUACCAUGCACUCUGUAAUGAAGAAUUCACAAUCUUUAACAGAGUUGAUAUUGCAAGAAGUCAGCUAAUAGAUGAAUUGGCAGAUAAAUUUAAUAGACUUCUUGAAGAUUUUCUGCAAGAGGGUGAAGAACCUGAUGAAGAUGAUGCUUACCAAGUCUUAUCAACGUUAAAGAGAAUAACAGCUUUUCAUAAUGCUCAUGAUCUGUCAAGGUGGGACUUGUUUGGUUGCAAUUACAAGUUGUUAAAAACAGGAAUUGAAAAUGGAGAUAUGCCUGAACAGAUUGUUAUUCAUGCAUUGCAGUGUACUCACUAUGUAAUCCUUUGGCAGCUAGCAAAAAUUACUGAAAGCAGCUCUACAAAGGAGGACCUUCUGCGCUUAAAGAAGCAGAUGAGGGUAUUUUGUCAAAUCUGCCAGCACUACCUUACCAAUGUAAAUACUGCUGUUAAAGAACAGGCCUUCACUAUUUUGUGCGAUGUAUUAAUGAUCUUCAGCCAUCAGAUUAUGUCAGGAGGACGUGACAUGUUAGAGCCAUUAGUUUACAGUCCUGAUUCUUCGUUGCAGUCUGAACUGCUCAGCUUUAUUCUCGAUCAUGUUUUCAUUGACCAGGAUGAUGACAGCAACAGUGCAGAUGGUCAGCAGGAUGAUGAAGCUAGUAAGAUUGAAGCUUUGCACAAAAGAAGAAAUUUACUUGCGGCUUUUUGUAAACUUAUUGUAUAUACUGUGGUAGAAAUGAAUACUGCUGCAGAUAUUUUCAAGCAAUAUAUGAAGUAUUACAAUGAUUAUGGAGAUAUUAUCAAAGAAACAAUGAGUAAAACAAGGCAGAUAGACAAAAUUCAGUGUGCAAAGACUCUAAUUCUCAGUUUACAACAGCUAUUCAAUGAGAUGAUUCAAGAAAAUGGUUAUAAUUUUGACAGAUCGUCACCAACUUUCAGCGGCAUUAAGGAGUUAGCUCGACGUUUUGCUCUAACGUUUGGACUUGAUCAGCUGAAAACAAGAGAAGCCAUUGCUAUGUUACACAAGGAUGGCAUAGAAUUUGCUUUUAAAGAGCCUAAUCCACAAGGCGAGAGUCAUCCACCUUUAAAUUUGGCAUUUCUUGAUAUAUUAAGCGAGUUCUCUUCCAAACUUCUCAGGCAAGACAAAAAAACAGUGUAUGUUUACCUGGAGAAGUUCAUGACCUUUCAGAUGUCUCUUCGAAGAGAAGAUGUGUGGCUUCCACUCAUGUCUUAUAGGAACUCAUUGCUAGCUGGAGGUGAUGAUGACACUAUGUCAGUCAUCAGUGGAAUGAGUGGUCGAGGGUCAACAGUAAGGAACAAGAAAACAAAGCCAGCCACAGGGAAACGGAAACUACCUGAAGCCGAGGAGAGUAGCAGUAGUGAUAACAUGUGGAUGAACAGGGAGCAGACAAUGCACACGCCGGUCAUGAUGCAGACGCCGCCACUCACUUCCACCAUCAUGAGGGAACCCAAAAGAUUGCGGCCUGAAGAGAGUUACAUGGGUGUCUACCCAAUGCAGGCUGAACACCAUCAACCUCCAAUUGACUACAACACGCAGGUAACAUGGAUGUUGGCUCAGAGGCAGCAGGAAGAAGUAGCCAGGCAGCAGCAGGAGAGAGCAGCAAUGAACUAUGUGAAGCUGAGAACCAACCUGCAGCAUGCCAUUCGACGUGGCACAGGCCUCAUGGAAGAUGAUGAGGAGCCUAUUGUUGAAGACGUAAUGAUGUCAUCAGAAGGGCGUAUUGAGGAUCUCAACGAAGGCAUGGAUUUCGAUACUAUGGACAUAGAUCUACCACCGUCAAAGAAUAGGAGAGAAAGAACAGAGCUAAAGCCAGAUUUUUUUGAUCCUGCUUCAAUCAUGGAUGAAUCGGUUCUUGGGGUAUCAAUGUUUUAAUACCAGUGCAGCGAAUAACUCCGCCGUGAAGUCGUUUUCUAAUAUGAAAGAGGAGAUUUUUAAAAUUAAAAAAAUUGCGGUAGAUACAGUGAUAAUCUGAACAAGAUUUUUCUCUAAGGAGAAUGAUGUGCUUACAAGAUCAAGUGCAUUGAAGGGGCAGUUUUGUUUGCCUGAAACAUAAAGGACAAGUAAACAACCUGAGGAUAAGCUACACUUUCUGUUGGAAACCCAGUAUUUUAUUUAUGUAAUACUAGUUCAUUUCCAAAUCCAUAGUGGAGAUUCCCUUUUUUUUUUUUUUUGGAAAUUCCCUCUCUGCUGGGGAGGUGCUUGGUACAGUUUCAAGCUCUGCUCUUCAUAUGCGGUUGGAUGCAUUCAAAUGAUUAUGAUUUUUUCCCUAGAUUAUAUUGUUGCAAACUUGUGCUGAGAUGACCGGGGGCUUGUUUUCAAACCCUAGCAUUUGUAGAACCGGAAGAGAAAGUUUAAAACAUUUUCAGCGAGACGCUCAAAAUUCUGGGCAACAGAAACGUUUGGUUCAGUUAGUGAAAUGAAGAAAAUACAGGCUGAUUAUUUUAGAUUUUUUAAACAAAAACAUCCCCACACUUCAUUAUUGCAUAUUCAUGAAACAACUAGGAACCAUGAACUGCCGGAAAGCACUGAGAUCAAUCCUGCUUACCCAUUAACAACCCUGAGAGUUUGCUUGUCCUUUAAGAAAAAUGUAAUGUUGUGAAAUUCCUUCCAGUAGUGCCACUGUAUUUUGUCUCCAAAUAAAGAAGCUUAUUGUAGUAUGUUUGCAGAAAAAUUCUAAACAAAAAAAUAUACAGCUUAUUAGAGUGUGGGAU